AUUGUUGAAAUGGUUACAAUGAAUUUUUAAUACUGAAAUUCCUUGACCUCUGCAGGCCGUGCUUGGCACGUGUAUUAUCGAGGUUAUCGAGGCUGUACCAUUAAUUCUGUCCAAAUGUUGAGACUUAAUUUAGUGUUACAUAAUAACUUCAUACUCAUUGAAGAAUUCCUGUAAUUCUACAAUGUAAAAUUUAUAUAUUUUGCAAUGAACGGCAAGACGUUUGAAAAAUGGCCCAUUGCAACCGAGAGAGGAGAGAGGAGUGUAGUCCUGAUGAAAAGCCUCAGAGCUACUCAGACCAUGGAAUGGCCAGCCCCAAAGAUGGAGGAAGUGUAUAUAGCUUAUCAAGUCUUACAGCUCAUGAUGAGUGCUUCCGCUCAUUGCACCAUGCUGAGAGUAGUCUUAACAGAAUGGAAGCAUAUUUGCUCAAGAAUCAGCUCACAGAUAUUACUUUAGUAGCAGGUUCUCAUCGUAUUCCUGCACAUCGUCUUGUUUUGAGCGCUGGCUCUGAAUAUUUUGCUGCUAUGUUCAUGAGUGGUCUCCGUGAAGCAGAUCAGAGUGAGGUGGUUCUACAAGAUGUAGAUGGAGAUGCACUUUGGAUGCUUGUCCAUUACUGUUAUACAGGUUGCAUUGAGUUGCGAGAAGACACAGUGGAAAAACUCAUGAGCACAGCCUCUCUUCUGCGGCUCACUGCUGUAGUUGAUGCAUGUUGUUCAUUGCUAAUGAAGCAGCUCCACCCCUCAAAUUGUAUUGGUAUUCGACACUUUGCUGACGCUCAAGGCUGUAUGGAGCUACUCAAAGUUGCACACAAUUAUACAACUGAACAUUUUAUGGAGGUUACUCAAAACCAAGAGUUCCUGAAGUUACCAGCUGAUGAAGUGGCCAAGCUUUUGGCAUCUGAUGAUCUCAAUGUGCCUUCAGAAGAGGAAAUAUUUCAUGCUUUAAUGAUGUGGGUGAAGAAUGAUGUAGAUUAUAGAAAGAAGGAUGUAAGCCGCCUGCUUGGUCUUGUUAAGCUUCCUCUUCUUAUGCCAUCGUUUAUUGCAGAUUACAUUGAGACAGAUCCGCUAUUUCGAGAGGAUCGUGUUUGCCAAGAACUUAUUAUGGAAGCUCUGAAGUAUCAUUUGCUCCCUGAACGCCGUCCAAUGCUCCAGUCACCUCGUACUCGUCCAAGGAAGUCUACAGUUGGAGUUUUAUAUGCUGUUGGUGGAAUGGAUGCUAACAAAGGUGCAACAAACAUUGAGAAGUAUGAUCUGAGAUCUAAUACAUGGAGUCAUGCAGCCCGUAUGAGUGGGCGUCGUCUACAGUUUGGCGUAGCCGUGCUAGAUGGACGUUUAUACGUUGUAGGAGGACGUGAUGGUCUUAAAACUCUCAAUAGUGUAGAAUGUUAUGACAUAGAGAGCAAGACAUGGACCACGCUUCCACCAAUGUCUACACACAGACAUGGUUUAGGGGUUGGUGUGUUAGAAGGCCCCCUAUAUGCUGUUGGUGGUCAUGAUGGUUGGAGUUACUUGAACACUGUUGAACGUUGGGACCCCCAGGCUCGACAGUGGAGCUAUGUGGCACCCAUGUCAACUGCGCGGUCUAGCGUAGGUGUGGCUGUGCUCAAUAGCAAGUUGUAUGCAGUAGGUGGACGUGAUGGUGGUUCCUGUCUUAGAACUGUGGAGUGCUAUGAUCCUCACACCAACAAAUGGCUACCAUGUGCACCACUGGCCAAUCAGAGAGGUGGUGUUGGUGUUGGAGUAGUCAAUGGUUAUUUAUAUGCGUUGGGAGGCCAUGAUGCACCAGCUUCAAAUCCUUUGGCAUCACGUUUUGACUCUGUUGAAAGAUAUGAUCCUAAAACAGACACAUGGACACAGGUUGCCUCGAUGAGUGUAAGAAGGGAUGCCAUUGGUGUAUGUCUUCUUGGGGAUCGCUUGAUUGCUGUUGGAGGUUAUGAUGGUCAACAGUAUCUGAAGCUAGUUGAAGCAUAUGAUGCUCAGAGCAAUGAAUGGCAGGAAAUAGCUCCACUUAAUACAGGAAGAGCUGGAGCAUGUAUUGUUGUAAUCAAGAAUCCACAGCCUUGAUCAUCCCAGUUCAAGGUCUGCAGUGGAGCAUACAUCAUUGUGACUACAGAACCUGCAGCAGUAUGCUUACACCAUAUCAGUUAUAAGUUAAUAAGAUACUGUAUUUUUAUGCCCUUCUUCCACAGGCAACUAUAUAUUCCAUUAAUGAGAUUUUAUUACUUAUUAAAAUGUGAUAAAAUGUGGGAGGGAGGUUUGUGGUACCUCUCUUCAGUCAUGUUUAACCCCCACAUGCAUUUAGCAAAUCACACAUGUCAGUACUAAAUUAAAUGCAAAAGUUUAAUAUGGAUUCCUGUAUUUGAAAUAGUUUGGUGGCUUUCAAACUGUCUGUAAAAAUGAGUGAAAAUUAUUUAUUUGCUUCAAGGGUCAAUAUUCUGAAAACACUUCUAACUGUAGGCUUGUAGUCAAGAGUGUUAAAUUAGGGAAUUUGCUGCAGAUUUCAUUCCAGAGUGCUUUUUCAGUGAAGCUCUCAUUGUCCAGUAUCUGUCAUUCCUGAAGUUCCCUAAUUUUUUACAUUUGUGGUUAUAUUUGAUGAAAAUACGGCACCAUUAUAGUGUGUAUCAUGGAGUUUAUACAGAAAAUAAUGUUUAUUUCUUGUUUCAAAAUAUUUAGUUUGUACAAUGAUUUUAAAUCAGGAAUAAGUUUUUAUUUUCUAUUACUUUCAAUUUCCUAUUGAUUUCUAGUAGACAUGUGUAUAUGCUGAUCUGUCAAAAUCUGAAUUGAUUUCCAUCACUAAUUUUGUUGUUGUUGAUUCAGUUCAUUUGUUACUUGUUGCAUAUCUUCUAGUAAUGACCUUGUUGCAGAAUAUUAGGUCAAGUUAGUUAACCACCUGCAUUUGAUAUAAAACUAUUUCAGAUCAGAAUAUAUUUAUUCUUUCAGUUUUAUAGACACAGUGAUGAUUACACAAGUGUUUAAGUAUAUGUGUCAGUAAUCAGGUACCUACUUUUCUCUGGCUUUUAAUAUAUUGAGAGCAGUGUUAUUUUCUAAGGGCACACAGUAGCAUAGUUGGUUGAAGCACUCUGUUACAAGCCAGAAGGUCGUAGGUUCAAUUCCCAAUGA
This is a messenger RNA of Cryptotermes secundus, 3116 nucleotides long. Its product is annotated as kelch-like protein 5. Lineage: Eukaryota; Metazoa; Arthropoda; Insecta; Blattodea; Kalotermitidae. Gene Ontology annotation, molecular function: protein binding. The record is from RefSeq and is a predicted model, not a curated record. The transcript is spliced from 13 exons. The coding region runs from base 228 to 2060 and encodes 610 amino acids.